Molecule: messenger RNA, 993 nt
Organism: Argentina anserina (silverweed cinquefoil)
Lineage: Eukaryota; Viridiplantae; Streptophyta; Magnoliopsida; Rosales; Rosaceae
Product: putative transcription factor bHLH086
Exons: 5
Coding region: 1-936 (311 amino acids)
Biological process (GO): regulation of DNA-templated transcription
Molecular function (GO): DNA-binding transcription factor activity; protein dimerization activity
Source: RefSeq, a predicted model, not a curated record
AUGGCACUUGCCAAGGAUAGAAUGCCCCAUUAUUCACUUCAGCACCAAGUAAUUUCUUCAGAUCAUCAUCAUCUUUCUAAUAAUGGAUUUGUGUUUAGAUCAGCAGCUUCCACAACAAGUUGUUAUCAAGCUGAUGGUGAUGAUCAUGAUCAGGUAGCUGCAGGCCAUUCGGUCAUCAACUUCAAGAAUAAUAACGCCUACAACAGUAGUUUCAUCCAUGACAAGAGUGCCUCAUCUCUGCUUAGUUUUGAGAAAACCAACAAUGGCCUUCCUCAUGACAACGACAGUUACAACUGCAUCCCCACCGUCGACCCAGUUCGCGUUUCUGGUGAUUUCAAUUGCUUCCAGACAGCUAGCAAUUACAGCAGUUCGUUAUUGAAUCCUUCACAUGAAAGCCAUGGAUCAGAAUCAGCUUAUGGUUGGGUGUACUCGGACGCUACUCUAAUGGCAGAAAACUUUCCUGAAUCGGAAACACAAGGCGAAGCAGCCCUACAAAAGCGUCCCCAUGAGGGAGAGAGCAUGCAACCUUCAAAGAGGCAAUGCACCAGUGACGUUGCUACUGCUACAAGCAAGAAGCCCAAAUCUAAGUCUCCAAGUCCCUCGAAGGACCCACAAAGUAUUGCCGCAAAGAAUCGACGAGAGCGCAUCAGUGAGCGGCUUAAGAUACUCCAGGAACUGGUUCCCAAUGGCUGCAAGGUCGAUUUAGUCACCAUGUUGGAGAAAGCCAUUAGUUAUGUCAAAUUCCUUCAGUUGCAAGUCAAGGUCCUGGCAACCGAUGAAUUUUGGCCAGUCCAAGGUGGGAAAGCUCCUGAUAUUUCUCAAGUAAAAGAAGCCAUUGAUGCCAUCCUCUCAUCUCAGAGAGACACAAGUUCCAGCUCAAAGGAAGCAGUUGCUUCGUUUGAUCAAGCCGAUGAGGCCCGUUACUCGAUAAUUUAAUUUCCUAAUAAAAACAAGAGAACCAUUGUUGUCCAUCGAAGGAAAACCUUGUAGAAA